Protopolystoma xenopodis is the source of this 606-nucleotide messenger RNA. The record is from the annotation of a GenBank genome assembly. NCBI's taxonomy places the organism in Eukaryota, Metazoa, Platyhelminthes, Monogenea, Polystomatidea, Polystomatidae.
AUGGAACCUGAGCAUUCUGUUUCUGCUUGCCUCGGGCUUCUCUCUUGCAUAUGGCUUUACGUGCCAUCCCAGCUUUACUAUGCUGACGUCGGGCAUUUCUUUACUAUGCUGACGUCGGGCAUUUGUGUUCUGAAAGCAACCAAGUUUAAAGAUAUCUGCUCAGCUGCAGCAUUAUGUGUCUCCCUAUCUACUACUCUCAAAGUGCCAGUCUCUCUGAUAGGCAGCGAUCAUGAAAAGGUUUAUGAAAUUACGAAAUUGUCUGAGUAUUUUUGGGUCGGAAUUCAUGACCUCCUCAUCCCGCAAAAUAACAUAGAAAUCGGCUGGCAAUUCAUCGAUUCUGUAAAACAUAAUCGUAUGGAGCCAAAUAAACCAAUUUCAUGGUACCCAAGCGAACCAAGUGAUUAUGCUGAUGGCGAGCAAUGUACAUUGUCAUCGAAAGCGAGGUUAUAUGAUUACAGAUGUACACUGAAGAGAAAAAAUGAAGUUGCUAUGACCAUUUGCCAGCAAUAUGCAGGCACGGAGACAGUUAAUAAAAACAUUUACGAUUCGGCAGAUCCGACCACAAACCGAUUUGUACGUAACCUCCCCGAAGAAGUGGUUGAUACU